Solea solea (common sole) is the source of this 1935-nucleotide messenger RNA. It is a transcript of the gene ccdc62, whose product is annotated as coiled-coil domain containing 62. NCBI's taxonomy places the organism in Eukaryota, Metazoa, Chordata, Actinopteri, Pleuronectiformes, Soleidae. The record is from RefSeq and is a predicted model, not a curated record. Bases 165 to 1712 code for a protein of 515 amino acids. The transcript is spliced from 13 exons.
AUGAUUAUUAGAAGAAGAAUCACUUCUAAAUAGUUAACUUCGAGUUGUUAUUUGUAACUGUCCCUGCUAGUUUUGUAAGCGUUUGACUUGCAGCACACUACAUUUAAGUGUACUAUUAUUCAGGUUGCACUGCAACAAUACAGGUUUGUUAUUGUGACGAUGUGAUGGACGGAGGGAGAAGAUCAGCCUCAGAUGGAAGAGCUCAUGGAAAAGCUUUCGCCUGUUCUCCCCUGGGUUCUUCACAAGCUGAGUUCUGGCACAGCACUCCUGUUAAAAAGGAAAAUGGUGGCCCUCCACUGACUGUUACACAGAACACUGUCUUAACCAGCUUGGACACCACAGCAAAACAAAACAGCCAUUUUGACUCUGAGUUCCCUGUGAAGGACCUGAGUGGUUCCACCAUCCAGAGGCAGAGGAGGGAGCUGCAGCUGCUGAUGUCCGAGCUGAAGGACCGUGAGCGAGAGCUCAACAACAUGGCUGCAUCCCAUCACAAGCAGCUCUACAUCUGGGAACAAGAUCGCCAGAAGGUGCUCAGCCUGGAACAGAGGUGUUCCUGUUUAGACGAAGAGUUGCAGAAGCGCAAUGAGAUGAUCAGAGUCCUGACUAAGCAUGCGUGGACAGUGGAAAACAGGGUGAAGGAGGUCCAGAAGGAGCUGAGCGUAGCCCAAGAACAGCUCCAAGAGUUUGAACAGAAACAACAGCACAUCAGCCAGAAAUGUCAAGAUUUUGAGGACAAGAACCAGAGUCUGAACUCCACACUAAUGUCUCUGUCCAGUCAAUUUGGGUCUCUGCAGGUCAAGGAUGAAGAACUGAGUUCCAUGCUCAAACUUAAGGAUAAAGAUCUGACUGAGGCAUCGAGUCAUAUAGUCGAUCUCUCAGGGCGUCUGCGAGACCUGGAGACGUCACUAACAGACAGUCGCUCAAGAGAAAACAAGCUUCAGAGAGACUUGGAGGAAAGAAAACUGCGUUACAAAGAAACAAGACACGAAGUCACUUCCCUUAAAGAGCAGCUGCAGCAGCAAAUAACACAGAGCAGCACUCAAAGAGAGGAGAUCAUCCGUCUCAAACAGGAGCUGCAGCUGCUCCACAGAGAUCUGGCUUUGUCAGGAGAGAGCGACACCUGGAAAGACGACCUGUUGGAAAUGGCCCACUCUAAACAGGAACGCACCAUGUCUGAACUUCGCUGCCUGCGACAGGUAUGUGAGAAUCAGAGGAAUGACCUGCAGCUGCUGCAGUUAAACCUGGAAAGUGCCCGGGAAACUCUGAGGGAGAAAACCAAACAUGCGCUACUGCUGAGUCAGGAGGAGUUGAGCCGCUCACCUCCAUCGUUCAGAGGGGAGAACUCAGCACCUGGACAUGAAACUUCCACUUUACCUGGAGCAACGAUCCAGCAACGACCAGUGAACAAUGACCGGGGAAUCUUCUCAUCACACGUGAUAGAUGGCGAUGAUCCUCUGUCCAGCAGUUUCUUGCAACAGCUGCGUGAUGAAAUCAUGCCCCACCAUUUGAGAACCCACAGCUUUUCAUACAACAGUGGCCCCGCUGUGAGCUACUACGCCACUGAACCCCUUCACUCUCAGAAGGUCCAGUCACCCCAGCACCAUCACCACCAAAACCCUUGUAGCCCGCCACAAAAGGCCGGUGAAACCCCACCCAAAGCCUGCCCUCAACCUGGUGUCAGCCGGCCAAGUGGAUGCCUGCACACAGACUGAGGAGGAGAUGAUUUUCUGUGGAAAAUUCAGCAUUUACCAAACUCACAUUAUGCACUGAAUUAAAUAUUAAAUCAGUAUUAUUACAUUUAAAUGAAUGUCUGUGUAUGUACACAGCCAAAUGUUGAACAAUACUGCCUCAGGAAAACAAGAUGAAGUGAUUCAAUCAUGAACUAUCAUAACUGUGUAUAACCUUUUUUAAAUAUAUAUACCUUUUUGUUUUUAA